This is a messenger RNA of Aspergillus pseudotamarii, 269 nucleotides long. RefSeq lists its product as uncharacterized. The transcript has a single exon. The record is from RefSeq and is a predicted model, not a curated record. Lineage: Eukaryota; Fungi; Ascomycota; Eurotiomycetes; Eurotiales; Aspergillaceae. Bases 100 to 261 code for a protein of 53 amino acids.
ACGGAAUCUGCGGGAUCUCGGGUCUCACUAAGAUCCAAUAGUUUUCACUGACACUCCUUAUGUUGAUUCAGUCAACUUUUCAAGGCAAAUACGUAGGAGAUGUCUACGAGUCAGACACACGUAGCAGGAUCCGGAUUGAAGACAUUGCCGAAUGCACGGAUGUCCACCCUAAGCUUUGUGCCUCCUCCCAGUUCGGCCGGAGUUCCUGCAAUACAAUCUCAGCUUUUAUGUACGAUAUUCGAGCACACCUCGAUAUAUUGAUACCGGAG